ACGAAGAACAUGUUUUCGUGCUGCAUCCCCAAGUCCGGAGGCUGCAGGCUGAGGAGAGCACGCCUUGCAAACACUUCCCGUUGCUGGGAACUUUGUGUCAGGGCUUCCCGACGCCUCUGGCCAUUUGGCAGGAAGGACCGAAAGAAGGCUGUGGAUGAGACUCAGAGGAGGCUGCUGGACACGUCCUCCAUCUCCCUCUCGGAGGAAGUCAGUUCAGAAAGCUCUCCAGGUGCAGGUGCUGGGGAACACCAGGGAAGGUCUCUGGCCCCGCCCAGGCCACUGUCCCUGGUGGUCCAUUACUGGACUGUGGUCCACAAGGACAAGGCUGCUCUGCCAUCUGAGGAACUAGAGCCGGCUCCAAGUUCAUGGGCAGCUGCAGGGGGAGGGGUGGUGCCUGAAGCGACUUCAGCAGGAGACCAGGAGCCAGUGGGUGACCUGGCAACUGCCUACGGAGAGCCCGGAGCCAUCCAGGAGGAGAUUCCGGGAGAACCUGCCCACGGAGAGCCUGCCCCUGCCUGUGCUCCUGUCCUUGGCCUGGACCCAGCUCCUGCCCUGGAUCCUGCACCUGCCACUGCGGCUGACCUUGUCCCUGCUCUUGCAUCUGACCCUGCUCCUGCCCCUAGCCCCACCCCUGCCCCUACUCUUGCUCCC
This is a messenger RNA of Ailuropoda melanoleuca (giant panda), 651 nucleotides long. RefSeq names its product cyclin-dependent kinase inhibitor 1C-like. The annotation marks the transcript as partial. The transcript has 3 exons. The record is from RefSeq and is a predicted model, not a curated record. NCBI's taxonomy places the organism in Eukaryota, Metazoa, Chordata, Mammalia, Carnivora, Ursidae.